Messenger RNA from Triplophysa dalaica, 2763 nucleotides. RefSeq names its product CMP-N-acetylneuraminate-beta-galactosamide-alpha-2,3-sialyltransferase 1-like. The transcript is spliced from 7 exons. The record is from RefSeq and is a predicted model, not a curated record. Lineage: Eukaryota; Metazoa; Chordata; Actinopteri; Cypriniformes; Nemacheilidae. Gene Ontology annotation, molecular function: beta-galactoside (CMP) alpha-2,3-sialyltransferase activity. Bases 157 to 1095 code for a protein of 312 amino acids.
GACAGAUUGUGAAUAUUUUUUUAUAUUCUUCACAGCUAACCCAUUGUUCCCACUAACCAUGCACACUAGAAAUUAAACAGUAACUCUCAACCUGGAGCUCAGUUAAACUCAGAGAACACUAGACUCUUUCAUAACAGAAAAAAAGAAAUCCGCAUAAUGAAGAUCAUAAACAGAAUCUUUCAGUAUGUCAUCAUGUGUGCCUCCAUCGUUCUGUGUGUUCUUCUGCUCUACCAAACAUCAAGCAGACAUUUUCUAGACUUUUGCAUCUGUAAUUGUGGGAUGGAUUCUGAGGGAAAUCAGUGGUUUUCUCAGCGAUACAACAGCUCAGCUCGUGUACUUCUCAACAGAAAAAACCACGCUGUGGAUUUCAACACUUUCUGGUGGUGGCGGAGCCUGCAAAACGAGUCAAAUGUAGCCAACUACACAGAGGUGGUGGAGGUUUUGUUUGCUCAUUUCCCAGAUAAACGUCAUCACUUGGACCGUAGUCCCAGUCGCUGCAGGAGUUGCGCUGUGGUGGGGAACUCUGGGAACAUGGUGGGAUCACAAUACGGUGCACUCAUCGAUUCAAAUGACUUCAUUAUAAGGAUGAAUGGGGGUCCGACAGUAGGAUACGAGCGGGACGUGGGCCAUAAAACCACUCACCGUAUCAUCUACCCUGAGAGCGCUGUGGAUCUGGAGGAUCAGACACAUCUCGUACUUUUACCCUUUAAGAUUCUGGACCUGCAGUGGCUCAUCAGCGUCUUCACCACCAAACACAUAGAUCACACAUAUGUACCUGUGAGACCCUCAAUAAAAGCAGACAAGAGCAAGGUGAUGAUUCUUCAUCCUGCAUUUAUCAAAUAUGUCUAUGAGAGUUGGUCACAGAAUGAGGGAAAAUAUCCAUCCACUGGUUUCACUUCCAUUAUAUUGGCCCUGCACAUCUGUGAUGAGGUGAGUGUUUUUGGGUUUGGACCCACACGUGAUCAUGCUUGGCAUCAUUACUUUGAUGAUUUUGUUAUCGGCUCUAAUGACGGCCCUCAUGCCGGAGACUUUGAGAGAAGAGUGAUCGCUGAACUCCAUCAAAAACGAAUCAUCAUGAUGUAUAAAGGAUGGUAAUGACUCAGUAUUGUCAACAGGUUUAUGUGUGUUGGAGAAACACAUAUUGUGCUCUUGUAAGUACUGUAUACAUAACAUUCAUGUUGUUUUUAGUUUGUCAUACCAUGGUGUGUUUGAAUACUGGAUUCUGAUUGGCUGAAAUCAGUGGCGGCGCUAGGGGUGGGCUAAGGGGUCUGAAGCCCCAAAUGUUUUGUUACCAUGCCGUGUACGAAUCACUUACGGGCCGUCUACAUUUUGCGUCUCUUCCUAUUGGCAAAGGUGAGUUGGUCCUUCUUGGAAAAAAAACACUGAGAGUGUAAAAACAACAUAACUCUCCUAGCAGCUUCAGUGGCGUAAUAAGUACGAGUCGUUACAAGUAGAGCUGACGCUACAAAUGAGUGCAAGAUCUAAUCCAGCUUUUAACAAACUACAUUCACAUCACAAAUCAGAUCAUACAGGCAAUUGUUUUCAACAAAAUGAAGAAAAUAUAUAAAAAUUGCUAACAGGUGUUUAUAAGAAAGUGUAUGGUGAGGUUAAGGGCAGUAGAGAGGUAUUAUUAGUUGUCAUAAUUUUUAAUCUUCUUUUGUUGAAGUUAUAUGUUAGGGGCAUUUUACCUUUAUUUGAUAGGACAGUGGAGAAAAGACAGGAAAGCUUUGGUUAGAGACAGGGGAGUGGGACCAGCAAGACACACUUGAGACGGGAAUCAAACUCGGAUCGGGCCGCAUGUGCACAUGCUCUAUAUGUCAGCACACUAACCACACGGCCAUUGACACCGACGCUUUCUCCCUCUUUCUGGCACUUGGGAGUUUGUGCUCUCUUUGGGUCUGCUGUUACUAUUUAAACGUGAUUGACAUGCAUUAGCAUUUAAAUAACAAACCUUAGUAAACAACCGAUGUCCAGUCAUGCGCAACACUGGUUGUGUACAGACGGAGGUGCCCAUUAGGUUUUGAAUAUGGGCUCGGACCUUACACGCCACUGUAUUCACUAGUCACUAGUCUCCUAUAUUCUCCGGGCUCUGCCCCAGAUAUCCACCCGCCUUACAGCUGCCCCUGUCUGAAAGGUGUGCAUUAACACCAUUUAUUACCCGGGUAGCUGCAGUCCGUUUGAUCAACAUUUGAAAUGAACUGACAAAAGUAAGUGUACUUCUCACCUGACUGAUCAAAAAACAAACUUCCAACAUCAAUAACAGCUUUAACUUGUCAAAUGACCAUGGUAUAAGCAGGAUCAUCCACAGCAAGCUGUUACGUUAAAGAUUCAAACCCUUUAUUGUAUGACUAGCCGUGAAUAGUUGAAGACAUAUAAUCUCACACAUUUGGGGAAAUAGAUGAAAGCUCAUAGAAUAAGAAAAAUAGCUGUAUAGAUGUAGGUUUUCCAAUCAUCCUCAAGUAUGAAAUCUUCUUGAUAUUUCUACUAAAUUCACGGAAUGCCAUUCUUUUUUUGGAGUGUAUUUAUUGUACUUUGUUUGUUUCUUUUUGACACUAUUAUUUUCCUAUGGAUACAUUAUUGCACCAUGAUAUGCAACUGCUGUCAUACCUGUCAAAUUGAUAGUGAAAUGUCUGUUUAUGAUUUGUUAAUCGAUAGUCUAUUAACUGUCCACUUCACUGUUUGAUUGAUUUUGAUAUUGUGAAUUGUUUGUCUAUGUACAGCAUCCUUGAGCACUAUAUCUAUUAAACAUAGAAUAUUUCACAA